Molecule: messenger RNA, 1842 nt
Organism: Hymenoscyphus albidus
Lineage: Eukaryota; Fungi; Ascomycota; Leotiomycetes; Helotiales; Helotiaceae
Source: the annotation of a GenBank genome assembly
CCUCGACACCACCUGUACUCAGGUACCCUUGGUCCUUUUCGGGCCUGCCACCCUGUCGCCCCCUGUCGCACCCUGUAGCCCCCUGCAGGCCCGCCCCACGCUGUUCUCAGUGCUCCACUGCUCUCACGAACAUGCCCCCGUUGCCAAGCCAUGGGGAUAAGUAUCUCAAAUAUCGCUCCUUUUCCCUUUUUUCUGCUUCCUCAACUCACGCUCUCAAGCACAUAUUCCCCCCCCCCGGCAGUGCAGUUCCUUUUUGGCGGGCCCCUCCUCGCUCUUACAUUCCCUCACGCAUCUUGCCAGUCAAGAGAUCUCGUUGACCGAGCAUCUAAUUUUUAUUCCACUUAUACACCUCGACGGAUAUAACACUCAUUUAGUCUACGCCUAUACUCUAUAUAUUAUCUCUCAACAUGCAGCUCCAGAAAGUUUUGAUUGCGGCGCUCUUCGCCACGGCGGUAUCAGCUCAAGGAAACAAGAAUGGCCAACCUCCCAAGGGGGGUGGUGGUGGUGGAGGCGGAGGAAACAACGACAAGAAGGCUGAUGACAACAAGGACGCUGACAAGGGCAAAGCCGCUGGAGGUGGUGAUCUAACACUCGAUGCUAAAGUCGUUCAAAGCGCUUCUGCGACUGAUGGAAGUAAAGAUGGGCAAUCGGAGCCAGGUCAAGCGAAAUCGCUUACUUCAACGAAUAACUUCAUCAACCAUUGUGCUGGUAAGACAUUAACAAACGGUCUCCAAGUCGAAGGCGGUUCAUGUAACGGUAUCGGUAAGUCACACCCAUCAUUCCAAUCUGUUGAAAACAUCUAAUCAGGAAUAGUCAUGGGUGACAUCCCAGCUAAGGCCUCUAUGGUUUCUGGCAUGAUUACAUUUCCUGAGACUGGUGGCAAGGCACCCGAGCCAAACAAGGACUUCGAUAUCACCGUCCAAAUCAACAACUUGGUAGCCGGAUCCUUUACCAACCCCAAGGCAACAUACUACUCCGCUCCACAGCAAUUGCAAGGUGGCAAGGUUGUCGGACACACUCACGUUACCGUCCAAGAUCUGGGAAACUCUUUGAACCCAGGCAAGCCUCUGGAUGCAACUCAAUUCGCUUUCUUCAAGGGUAUCAAUGACGCUGGUGACGGAAAGGGUGGUCUCAAAGCUACCGUCACGGGUGGUCUUCCAGCAGGAAACUACCGUGUCUGUACCAUGACCUCAGCAGCCAACCAUCAGCCAGUUCUUAUGCCAGUUGCCCAACGUGGUACCCCAGAUGAUUGCACCAAGUUCACCAUUGGCGGUGGAGGAGGUGGCGGCGGUGGUGGUGGUGCUGCUGGCGGUGGAGGUGCUGCAAAAGCUGGUACACCUCCUGCAAAAGCUGGUACUCCCGCUCCUGCUAAGGCGGGUACACCUGCUCCUCCAGCAAAAGCUGGUACUCCUCCCCCAAAAAACAACGACGACAAAAAGGACGACAAAGACAAAGACAAAAAGGAGGACAAAGACAAGAAGGAGAACAAAGCAAAGGCAUUUGGAGGAUUUGGAAACCCAGCCGGAAGAAGAAGAGCUGUUCGAGAAUUCAUCGCAUAAAAAAGAUUUCAAAGUUCGCUUCAUGUCAAGAUACGAGGGAUACCAUUUAGAGGGGAAUACAUGCUUCAGGCUAGUGGGGUUUAAUUCAUUUUCAGAGAGGUGUAGUCUGCAGCCUGGUAAUGUUCGGGUUUACAGUUUAGAUUCAGCUGACAGAGCAGCACCAAUGCGAUUGCAUUUUUUAUAUUUUUAUAUUUUUUCUAUUUUAUUUUUUCUUGUUAGGGGGUUAUGUAUCGAAUAUUGUCUGUCUGUAAAUAUUGAUCUGAAAUAUAAUGUCAUAGAUCGA